Messenger RNA from Coccidioides posadasii C735 delta SOWgp, 1260 nucleotides. RefSeq lists its product as uncharacterized. Lineage: Eukaryota; Fungi; Ascomycota; Eurotiomycetes; Onygenales; Onygenaceae. Gene Ontology annotation, cellular component: kinetochore. The record is from RefSeq and is a predicted model, not a curated record. Gene Ontology annotation, biological process: kinetochore assembly; chromosome segregation; mitotic cell cycle. Gene Ontology annotation, molecular function: DNA binding; protein heterodimerization activity.
AUGGCUGGAGACCCGGCGACCCCAGCAGGACGUUCCCGACGAUCACUUUCCGCGAGUCGAGUUUCCUUACGUCGAAGUUCCCGCGGAGUUUCUGGAAUUGGAAUUUCGGAUGCUUUUGCGGGAGGAAGCCAUGCACCUGCUACGCCGCAUGCGCUGAAGGCGUUUCAAAGGCGUGCGGCUGUGUACACACCUGGACGGGACCGAAGGAAGAGUGGUCGCGUUCAGAGGGAAACACCGUUGGAUAUUUUGAGGAACUUGGGCAAAGCGCUUGCUCCAACCAGCGAAGUUAUCAAAUCCUCGCCAAUGACUGAGACAGAUCAGGAAACAGAUCAACAAGAGAGUGAGGAUCUGGACGAAGAACCAGACCUGCCGAGACCUAGGCUUUCUCUGCCAAUGCAUGAAAUGAUCGUUCCAGGGGAUGGCGAUGGGAGCCCUGAAAUUGUACCACCGCGAUUAUCCCUACCACUUGACGAGGACGAUUUCACACAGCGGUCAAUUGAAAUGCCACGUAGAGAACGAUCAACCAGGGAUCUUGCAACUCUUUCAAGAUACAGUUUGGCCAGUACGAGAUUCAGUGAACAUUUUGGAGAUGCAAGCCGCUUAGAAUAUACCGAAGAAGGCAUGGAAUUCACAGCGCCACAAGGGGACGAUAACUUUGUUGAUGAUCAAAUUGAAUUGACCGCGGAACAGCCGAUCUUUGAUGUAGGGGGCGAGACUGAGGAUUUACGACGGUUCGAUUUAAAUUUUUCCUUCCCAACUCCCGACGCUCCGCAGCACAUUGAGAAUGAACAUGAAGAUUUUGUUUUAGAUACCACAAUGCCUAUCGCUGAUGAUGUUCCCGUUUCAUCUGAUGAUGAUUUUGGAGCUGGAGAUCUGGAACUCGCAGUUCGCGAAGGCUCUCCACGACCGCCUUUGCAAGAAUCAUCACCCGAACCUCCUCAGGAGUCCCGACUAGAUCAAAACAAAGAGAGAGUUUCAAAACAUGGAAUACCUGUUCCAAAGCUGCCCCGUGGUAUUGUCAAGCGGCUGGCCACUCGAUUCGCCCGAACAGGGAACGGAAGUCGAACGAGGAUAUCCAAAGAGGCUCUAGCUGCCCUCGAGAAAGCCACAGAUUGGUUCUUUGAGCAAGCGAAUGACGACUUGAGCGCAUAUUCCAAACAUUCAAACCGGAAGACGGUAGAUGAAACAGAUGUCAUAGCUCUUAUGAAAAGGUAUUCUCGAUCUACUCCAUCAAUAGUCGUGAUGACCAGGCUAAUUUAA